This is a messenger RNA of Dichomitus squalens LYAD-421 SS1, 858 nucleotides long. Its product is annotated as HET-domain-containing protein. The coding region runs from base 1 to 765 and encodes 254 amino acids. The transcript has 3 exons. NCBI's taxonomy places the organism in Eukaryota, Fungi, Basidiomycota, Agaricomycetes, Polyporales, Polyporaceae. The record is from RefSeq and is a predicted model, not a curated record.
AUGCGGCUGCUGAACACCCGUACGGGGCGGUUUGAGGAGAAGAAUCCGGAGCAGAUCACAUACGCUAUUCUAUCGCACACCUGGGACGAGAUUGAACAGACUUUCCAAGACGUGCGAGAGAUCCAGCGAUCGCCGACACGUCGGGCGGGCUUUCAUUCGCUUGACUUCUCAUGUGCGGUUGCACGAGAAAACGGCUACGACUACCUCUGGAUUGACUCGUGCUGCAUCGACAAGACGAGCAGCUCGGAGUUGUCAGAGGCAAUCAACUCAAUGUAUGAUUGGUACCGCAGCGUGGCAGUGUGCUACGCGUACCUCUCGGACGUGCCCUUUGGAGAAAAACAUCGCGCCGGGUCCUCGCGCUUUCGAUCCAGCCGAUGGUUCAAACGGGGAUGGACACUGCAGGAGCGCAUAGCGCCGUCUGCGCUCACCUUCCUCUCAGAAGAUUGGAAGGUCAUCGGAACAAAAGGCUCCCUUUGCGAUCUCGUCGAAGACGUGACGUCGAUCCCGGAGGAAGCUCUCUUGCACACGAAGCCGCUCGAUCUGUUCAGCGUCGCUGAGCGGUUCUCUUGGGCCGCCACGCGGCAGACGACGACGACGGAGGACAGAGCAUACUCGCUGCUCGGUAUCUUCGCCAUUCACAUGCCCACACUCUAUGGGGAAGGUGAACUGGCGUUCCAGCGGUUGCAAGAGGAGGUCGUGCAGCGCAUUCCCGACCAGAGCCUGUUUGCGUGGUCGCACGUCUACCUGAGCAUUAAACCCGGCUAGGAUCUGAUCAAGCCUGCGUCACUCCGGAACGCAUUGCGAAUUUCCCACGUCGCGACUGAAGCCCCCCUUGGGGCGUCGGAUGAACGAUAUCUC